AUGAUGAUCCUGUCUGAAAUUCGUCUUCCUCCGGAAAAAUUCACCAGAGUAUGUACUAAACUCCACUUUUUGAAUUUGCAUUAUCUUCCACCCGUUGGGCUCUCGGGGGGUCUUGCCAUGUGUUGGAUGAAGGGAGUUAAGUGCAGUGUUCAAGCAUCCUCCAAAUACUUAAUAAUGGGCAAAAUUACCUCUGACCCCCCAGGGAUACCGUGGAUGCUAUUGGGUACCUACGAGCCUCCCAACAGAUUGGAUGAAGAGCAAUUUUGGGUAAAUGUGGGUGACAUUGUUCUGAAGUCCCAGAAUCCUAUGCUUAUGCUAGGGGACAUGAAUGGAACUCUAAAUGAUAAGGAAUGCUUCAACUAUAAUGGUAAUGUCUCCCAAUACGCAUUUGACUUUCGAAGAAUGGUUCAUAGAGCUGGUUUGAUCGACUUAGGAUUUCUGGGUCCUAGUUUCACGUGGGCGAAAGGGGGAAGAAGCUCAAGUGGAGGAGGGGCCAUGAAAAGAGCCAGGCUUGACCGUGGUCUUGCAUCAACUGACUGGAGAAUUAUAUUCCUCAAUGCAAUCGUCAACCACCAGGCGGCUACGGAAUCCGACCAUAGACCACUGCUUCUUGACACUGUGGGAGGGGUCAAAUGCAAGGGCCGACAAUUUAAAUAUGAAAACAUGUGGGCAAGAGAUCCCCGAUCCUUCUGGGGGUAA
Messenger RNA from Cannabis sativa, 699 nucleotides. RefSeq lists its product as uncharacterized. The transcript has a single exon. Bases 1 to 699 code for a protein of 232 amino acids. NCBI's taxonomy places the organism in Eukaryota, Viridiplantae, Streptophyta, Magnoliopsida, Rosales, Cannabaceae. The record is from RefSeq and is a predicted model, not a curated record.